This is a messenger RNA of Racocetra persica, 206 nucleotides long. The record is from the annotation of a GenBank genome assembly. Lineage: Eukaryota; Fungi; Glomeromycota; Glomeromycetes; Diversisporales; Gigasporaceae.
GUAUGAAAGAUGGUACAAAAAAACUACUUCUUCAUGAUGGUACAAUGCCUGAUGGUUCCAAGCAUAUAAUGACCUAUAUAGACAAUGCUAAUGUAAAAAGGCCUAAGAGAAUUAAACAGCCUGAUCCAAACAACCCAAACUGUUGUGCUUUACAUAUUCUUUCAGUUCAACCCGAUUUUGCAGCUCAAAGAUCACGCAUACGAGAG